Molecule: messenger RNA, 1969 nt
Organism: Cherax quadricarinatus
Lineage: Eukaryota; Metazoa; Arthropoda; Malacostraca; Decapoda; Parastacidae
Source: RefSeq, a predicted model, not a curated record
AUGCCUCUUCUAUUUCCCCAUGAUGAUGGUGAUGAUAAUGAUAAUAACAUGCCUCUUCAUCUUGUGCAGGUGUCCUACGAGGCUGCAGUCAGUGAAACACUGGAGGGAGCUAUUCAUGACCUGCAAUCAAAGUCAAAGAAAAUUCACAAUCUUAAUGAUGAACUGGUCGAGAAAUCCAAAAAACUAGACGAAGCCAUGGAUUUAGCAGCAAGAAGUGUAAUUGCAAAAGAGGAAUUUGAGAAAGAGAUUUAUGGCAAGUGUGCAGCUAUUAUAAAUGCCAAGAAACUCAGAAUACAGCAUUUAAAAUCAAAUCACCCAAGCAGCACAGUAGGCAGACCAGAAGGCCUCGUUAGAGCAACUGAGUAUACAGUAUCAACUUCUCAACCCUCCAAGAAAGCCAAAUAUGGGAACAGUGAUAGUGAUUGUUAUGACACAGACACUGAUGUUGAUGAUCCUGAUAAAGAAGACAUGGAUACAGAUGAAGAAAACAAAGUCAGCUGCUCAACAUCCAAACAGAAACAACAGCCCAAAGGGACUGUGCAUGUGACAGGCAAGGGUAAGGAACCAGUGACUGCUGUGAGCUCCCAAGAUGAUUUCUUUAAUGACAGCUUAGAGGCUGAACUUUAUCCUUUAGUUACAAGCAUUAAAAAGCAAAAUAUACCCAAAGGGACCAAUAAAAAUGGUACACAUUCCCUAAAAACUUCUCAAGCUAAUAAAGGCAAAUCAUCAGAAGCAGUGAGUUCAAGUGGAAAUUUACAGAAGUCUCUUGCAGACCCAGGAAGCUCACAAAAGUCUAUAAUUGAUGAGCUCUUUUAAAUAUGUCUUUUUAUGAACGUUGGGACGUAGCGGUGAAAUUGCAUUUUUAUUCUUUUUACCUUUUAUGAACAACAUUAUUGUUACAAUUAGUUACUCACAUAUUUUAUGUAAUACUAUUUGUGCUUAAUGACAAGAGGACUAAGAAAAAUAUAUUAGCUAUUUAGAAAAAUUGAUUACAUUGAUCAUGGUGCCUUUUAAACAUGUGCCUUUUAAUUGCUUUAAUUGUAUGCUAGUCAGUCCUUGUACAAAAAUCUUAAGCUGUAUUUUAUGGUUUCACACUGAAAGGGAAGUACUGUAUUGGGUUUUUAGAUAAAUAAAAACUAAGCAUGAAAGAAAUAAUGCACUGCACUUAUUUUCGAUUACAAACACAAAAUGUAAUUAUUUUGACAGCAUUUGAAAUAGAGUGUAAUGUAGCAGAUCACCUGUUAUCAGGUGAUGGGCUGUCCUGUGUCCAACAUUAUCUGGCAGUCUUGUGGGAGCUGGCAUCUAAACAGAUAAUGCUGGAAAAAGGAAUGUGCAAUAAAAAGGGACCAUAAAAACUGAGGUGCUCAUUUGGAGUUGUUGAAAAAUCCGGCACACUCUUUCCCUGAGGAUGCUGGGUAAUUAUUGAUGAUUUUUUUCUUUUAACAAACCAGCCAUAUCCCACCGAGGAAAGGUGACUUAAAAAGAAAAACGAAAGUUUCUCUUUUUAAAUUUAGUAAUGUAUACAGGAGAAGGGGUUACUAGCCCCUUGCUUCUGGCAAUUAUUGAUGAUCUACUGUAUGUGUCAUGGAUAAUUUAAAAGCUUUGAUUCUCCCUGUUUUUAUGUACACUAUAUUUUUUUAAUGUUUAUUGUAGGAGUAAUAAUGCAAUAUGAGAGGUGGUAACUAGGAUAAACUCUUAGAAAGCACUGACAUUAACUUUCUAUGCAUGAAAGCCAAUAAUACACAAAUUGUUUGUUUUCCCUCACCUGUCUGUUUGUCUGUGCGUCUGUCCUUCCCACCUCAAUUCAGCAUCGUCAACCAUUAUUUAUUUUUCUUUUCAUGUUUUUCUCAGCUCAAGUGUAACUAUAGAUAUAUAUAUUUAUGUGCUCAUACAUGCUAGCGGCUUUCUUUAUGCUUAACAGUAUUUUCCACAUGUAGACUACACGUUGUACACUAUGCAAAGAAAUAAA